Medicago truncatula (barrel medic) is the source of this 739-nucleotide messenger RNA. RefSeq lists its product as uncharacterized. The record is from RefSeq and is a predicted model, not a curated record. The transcript is spliced from 2 exons. Bases 80 to 739 code for a protein of 219 amino acids. Lineage: Eukaryota; Viridiplantae; Streptophyta; Magnoliopsida; Fabales; Fabaceae.
UAGCGUUGUUAUGACUGGAUUUUAGAGUAGUUUCAAAGUCGUUACUAGUUAAUGAUAGGACUAACUUUUUUUCACUUAUAUGAUCAGCGUGGUGCCAACUGCUACUAGUGUUAGAAGAAUCAAACAGACAGAUCAAGAUCUAGGAACUAUGGAUCGGAAAUGGGUGUCUGCGAAUCGAGCGUCAAAGGAGUACAUAGAAGGAGUUAAAGAGUUUGUUGAGUUUGCUGUUGCUCAUGCAAACGACAAAAGUAACAUCAUAUGCUCAUGCUUAAAAUGUUGUUACAGAACAGUUAGUGCGGAGCAUUUGCAAGAUCACUUAAUAUGUAAUGGAAUCGAUGAAAGCUAUACAUGUUGGACAAUGCACGGGGAAGAAGAAACUGAGUCUGCUGGUUUGAGGAGUAAUGUGAGAGAUACGUCAAAUGAUUAUGAGUUUGAUCGAGUCGAAGAGUUUAUGAAUGAAAUUGAAGAAGAUCUUCGUGAUUGUCCCGAAAUGUUUGAGAGGCUAGUAAGUGAUUCAAAGAUACCAUUGUAUGAUGGAUGUGCUAAAUUCACAAGGUUGUCUACGGUCUUAAAAUUGUAUAAUUUAAAAGCACGCAAUGGAUGGUCUGAUAAGAGCUUUACAGACUUGCUAACUCUAUUAAAAGAUAUGUUGCCUGAGAAUAACGUGCUCCCUAGUCGAACCUAUGAGGCUAAACAAAUGUUACGUUCUAUUGGCAUGAGUUAUGGUACCAUUCCUUGA